Molecule: messenger RNA, 1032 nt
Organism: Torulaspora delbrueckii
Lineage: Eukaryota; Fungi; Ascomycota; Saccharomycetes; Saccharomycetales; Saccharomycetaceae
Gene: FBP1
Product: fructose 1,6-bisphosphate 1-phosphatase
Exons: 1
Coding region: 1-1032 (343 amino acids)
Biological process (GO): sucrose biosynthetic process; fructose 6-phosphate metabolic process; fructose 1,6-bisphosphate metabolic process
Cellular component (GO): cytosol; cytoplasm
Molecular function (GO): fructose 1,6-bisphosphate 1-phosphatase activity
Source: RefSeq, a predicted model, not a curated record
AUGCCGACCACUGCUCAGCCACUAAAAGAAUCGUUCGAUACAGAUAUUAUCACUCUUCCCAGAUUCUUGCUGGAAUCACAAAAAUGUGCCAAGAAUGCUACUGGGGAGUUCACUCUUUUACUCAAUGCAUUGCAAUUUGCCUUUAAAUUUAUUUCUCAAACCAUUAGACGUGCUGAAUUGGUUCAUUUGAUCGGGUUAGCAGGUGCCUCGAACUCAACCGGUGAUGAACAAAAAAAAUUGGAUGUUUUGGGUGAUGAAAUCUUUAUCAAUGCAAUGAAGGGCAGUGGGAAUGUAAAAGUACUUGUCUCUGAAGAACAAGAAGAUUUGAUCUUAUUUCCAACUGCAAAUGGCACUUAUGCGGUUUGUUGUGAUCCAAUUGAUGGAUCUUCGAACUUAGACGCAGGUGUCUCGGUUGGUACGAUCGUUUCCCUCUUCAAAUUGCUCCCAGACUCUACUGGUACCAUCAAGGAUGUAUUGCGUAGUGGUCGUGAAAUGGUCGGUGCGUGUUAUGCCAUGUACGGAGCUUCAACCCAUUUGAUGCUUACCACGGGUCAGGGUGUAGAUGGUUUUACACUAGAUACAAAUCUGGGAGAGUUCAUUUUGGUAUAUCCAGAUUUGCAAAUUCCACCACAGAGAUCCAUCUAUUCUAUAAACGAAGGUAAUUCGUAUUAUUGGGAUGAAGCGAUUGUUAGCUUUAUCGAAAUGUUGAAGAGACCACCACAGAACAAGAAACCAUACUCUGCAAGGUAUGUGGGUUCCAUGGUUGCAGAUGUGCACAGAACUUUCCUAUAUGGUGGUCUUUUCGCCUAUCCUGCAGAUCAAAAAGCCAAGAGCGGUAAAUUGCGUUUGUUAUACGAAGCUUUCCCUAUGGCUUUCCUUAUGGAACAAGCUGGCGGUAUUGCAAUAAACGACCGCGGUGAGAGAAUCUUGGAUCUUGUUCCUGAGCAUAUUCAUGAUAAGACCUCAAUCUGGUUAGGUUCACCAGAUGAAAUCAACCAGUAUUUAAGACAUAUUGGUAAGCCGGAAUUAUAA